AUGACAUACGAACACGUAGCCAGGGUGGCAUUUCUCAUUGAUGCCUCGCAUCUGACUCCUGAGGAAGUCGCCGAGCGAGCUGCAAACCCUGCCUUAUGGGCUGCAAGACGAUAUGGACAGCCUGAGCACAUCUUCAGGGCAGCCGCAGAACGACAUGAAAAGGAAACAGCCAAGCGUGAAUGUGCAAUACCGUUAAACUACGCCCCCUCGACCACCCCAUUCUGCCCAGACACACCUCGCAUUGCGCCACAAAUCUCCGUGCCACAAGCAUCACAAACACUACACUCGGCCUUGUCUGAGACCGUACGAGCGCUACCAGUCUCGGGUCGGUCACGUAUUCCUGGGAACCCAGGUGUAUCCUCACCAUCUGAGUCGUACUUCUCCACCAUUCUCUCGUCUUCAACCCCAGACGAAAUAAGCUCGUCUCCAUCUGAGCAAUUAAGGACUCAAAGCAAGCAAGCCCUAGUAGGCGACCUACCACACGCUUCUGGGGGCUCUAUGUCAGCUAAGAGCAAGGAGAAGAUGCGUGCUUCAGCGGCCUAG
This is a messenger RNA of Didymella exigua CBS 183.55, 543 nucleotides long. RefSeq lists its product as uncharacterized. The record is from RefSeq and is a predicted model, not a curated record. The transcript has 2 exons. Bases 1 to 543 code for a protein of 180 amino acids. Lineage: Eukaryota; Fungi; Ascomycota; Dothideomycetes; Pleosporales; Didymellaceae.